Messenger RNA from Mus pahari (shrew mouse), 3253 nucleotides. RefSeq names its product ephrin A5 (gene Efna5). The record is from RefSeq and is a predicted model, not a curated record. The transcript is spliced from 5 exons. Gene Ontology annotation, biological process: axon guidance; ephrin receptor signaling pathway; regulation of actin cytoskeleton organization. Gene Ontology annotation, cellular component: external side of plasma membrane; plasma membrane. Bases 1743 to 2429 code for a protein of 228 amino acids. NCBI's taxonomy places the organism in Eukaryota, Metazoa, Chordata, Mammalia, Rodentia, Muridae. Gene Ontology annotation, molecular function: ephrin receptor binding.
CGCGUGGUGCCGAGGCUGCUGCCGCCUGGGCCGCCGCGGCAGUCAGCUUUACACGCAGGUCAUUAACGAGGGGGCGUGCCCGAGGAGAUUUUUUUUUUCCCAUAAAGCAUUUUUCUCUCCUUUUCUUUCUUUCUUUCUUUUUUUUUUUUUCCCCUCCUCUUUUGCAAAACUGACUUUUCCCCUCCUUUCUACUUCUCGCCAGUCUCCCCAACCUCUCCAGGCUGCUCGCGCCGCUGCACUCAAGUUUAUUUUCCCGCCUGGGCAGAGGUUUUAGGAUUCGGUCGGUGGCUUUCACCUCUCGUUACUGCUGUGCUUAAGGAGGGAAGGAGGAGGCAGCUCCGGAUCGGGAAGGUUUUCUGAUGUAGUCAUCGGGGAGGUGCCAGCAGCUCGCGUGUGCUCCCUCUCCCUUUUCCCCUCCCGGUUUCAAACUGAUUGAUGAAUCUCUACAAGUUGCUGGGGUUGGGGCCGGAGCAGUCCGAGUCCCAGGGACACUUCUGAGAGCUCCCCCCACCGGGGCUCUGGGCACGCCGUGCAGGGGUUCAGCCUCUCUCCCGGAAGGCGAACGGAGACUGACAUCAGCCCAUCCCGGACUUGGAGGGCUCCAUCCGAAAGUGAUUGUUUCCCCUCCCGCUUCUCAGCCCGGCAGUUGGCUUGGCGUCGCCCUGCAGGUUUGGGCAUCCCAGCCCCGCCUGGCUGGCUGGUUCACAACCUCUGCUCUUCAUUCACUCCGCGGCACCCACACCCGGCCAAGACAAGCAAGCAGGAGAAAUCCCCGACUCAACCAGCGCCCGGGGGUGCCAUCUCGCUCUGCCUCUGCGGUCGGACUUCUCUAGGGACCUGCGGGAAGACGUGAAGAGCCAAACUUUUCUUGGGAGCUUUUUCCGAAGCAAGACCCGCUCCUCCUCUCCUCGCCCGAGCGCUCGGCUGCGGCUUUGGGCAGUUCCAGGACGCCGGCAGAGCCGGGCUCGCGGAUCCAGGUCGCCACUCUUUUCUCUGCGCACCUCCGGGUACCGCAGUCCCCAGGACUCCUGCGAGCCUUGCGGGGGGUCGCCUGGCCAAGGCACAAAAGGGAGGUUCCGGACAGCUUCCAGCCUCCUGGGGCCACCAGCGUGAGGACGCCCCCCCACUCCGCCCCCCUCCACACAGCGCCCUCCUCCUGCAGUUUCUCUCCGGCCGCCAAAGUAACUUGGAACAAAGCGGGGCGCACGGUGAGGGCCCAGCGCGGCGGAGGAAGCCCGUGAAGACCGCGGCACCGACACUGAGCCGGGCCCGGCGGGCCGGUGUAUGUCUCCCCGCAGCCGCGGCGCUCAACUCCCCGUGACUGUGCAGCGCGCGCCGCCGCCUGCCCCGACCCGCGUUGCCGCCGCCCGGCCCCACACGCACCUCCCUCUCCCGGGGUGACCGGCUUGCAGCCGCCGCCCGAGACACAGCUCCGCACCCCUUCCCCCGCCCUCGCCGCCGCCACCGCACACACGCACGCGUCUCUCCGUCUUGUGAUUCUUCUCCCCUCCCGAGCCCUUCAGUGGGGGUGCGAGUUUGUCCCCCCGCCCCAGCCACUGCCUCCUUCUUCUCUCCUCUUCCUCUUCCUCCCGCGCUCGCCGCGCGCCUCUCGCCCCUUCAUCGUAUUUAUUCCUAUUUAUUUGGCGUCCGCUCUCUUCGUCUGCCCCUCUCCCUCCCUCCCCCUGGAUCCCCGCUCUCUCCCCGGAGUGGCGCGUCGGGGGCUCCGCCGCUGGCUAGGCGUGAUGUUGCACGUGGAGAUGUUGACGCUGCUCUUUCUGGUGCUCUGGAUGUGUGUGUUCAGCCAGGACCCGGGCUCCAAAGUCGUCGCCGACCGCUACGCCGUCUACUGGAACAGCAGCAACCCCAGAUUCCAGAGGGGUGACUACCAUAUUGAUGUCUGUAUCAAUGACUACCUGGAUGUUUUCUGCCCCCACUACGAGGACUCUGUCCCAGAAGAUAAGACUGAGCGCUACGUCCUGUACAUGGUGAAUUUUGAUGGGUACAGUGCCUGCGACCACACAUCCAAAGGGUUCAAGAGAUGGGAAUGUAACCGGCCUCACUCCCCAAACGGACCGCUGAAGUUCUCGGAAAAAUUCCAGCUCUUCACUCCCUUUUCUUUAGGAUUUGAAUUCAGGCCAGGCCGAGAGUAUUUCUACAUCUCCUCUGCAAUCCCAGACAACGGAAGAAGGUCCUGUCUAAAGCUCAAAGUCUUUGUGAGACCAACAAAUAGCUGUAUGAAAACUAUAGGUGUUCAUGAUCGUGUUUUCGAUGUUAACGACAAAGUAGAAAAUUCAUUAGAACCAGCAGAUGACACCGUACAUGAGUCAGCCGAGCCAUCCCGCGGUGAGAACGCGGCACAGACACCAAGGAUACCCAGCCGCCUUUUGGCAAUCCUACUGUUCCUCCUGGCGAUGCUUUUGACAUUAUAGCACAGUCUCCUCCCGUCACCUGUCACAGAAAACGUCAGGGUCUUGGAACACCAGAGAUCCACCUAACUGCUCAUCCCAAGAAGGGACUUGUUAUUGGUUUUUGGCAGAUGUCAGAUUUUUGUUUUCUUUCCUCCAGCCUGAUUUCUAAGCAACAACUUGGGGUUGUUGGGGGGUAAACUAGUUGCUGCCUCCUUCACCCCACCCUACCCUUAGCCCUUGCCCCUGACUCCUCUCACCCCCUUCCCAAUUAAAUGGAGUCCAGAUAAAAAUGCCAGGUUGUCAGAGUGACAGCCGCAGGUCUCGGCCUCCUGUGCAUUUUCUAGAGCUCACCUCCUUAGGCUCAGGGUGUCGACCAUAUGCACACAAGAAAGAAUGGCGGCAGAUGCUGCCUAUAAUGUCCAGGCCUGAGAGGGGGUGCCUUCUCCUCUACCAUACUUAUGCCUUCACGGUCAGGACAGUAAGGGGAUUGUGUGGAGCAUGGUGUUGGUCUGUCGGGUCCAGAGGGGGCAGAGUUAAGAAUAGGCAUACUGUUAUCCCACAUCCUCUAGGAGUGUGGAAGUGAGCAGGCUUCUCAAAGGUUCAGAUACUAGUUUUUAUUUCAUCAAAUGGGACUGUCUUAAAGCUUUUUUUUUUUUUUUUCUUUUUUUUUCUUUUUGGCCAGCCAAACUUGGGCUGUGAUGAAGAAGCCUCUUCUUCCGGGAGGAGGGUUGGAUGCAGGGAUGCUAAUACAGAGGAUGCAGGGAUGCUAAUACAGAGGAAGUGUGGAUACUGAGAAAACCAUCUGUUGCUGGAGGUGUGAGUGCCUCUAACUUUAUAGUGACCGG